Xyrauchen texanus (razorback sucker) is the source of this 2857-nucleotide messenger RNA. RefSeq names its product solute carrier family 41 member 2-like. The transcript has 11 exons. Gene Ontology annotation, biological process: monoatomic cation transport. The coding region runs from base 188 to 1852 and encodes 554 amino acids. Gene Ontology annotation, molecular function: monoatomic cation transmembrane transporter activity. The record is from RefSeq and is a predicted model, not a curated record. Gene Ontology annotation, cellular component: plasma membrane. NCBI's taxonomy places the organism in Eukaryota, Metazoa, Chordata, Actinopteri, Cypriniformes, Catostomidae.
CGAUGUCAUACUUAUGAUAGUCCUAGGAAAGAAGCAAGAGUCGCAUCGAAGGAGCUGAACAUACUUAGGUUGCAGUGAUACAAGCAGAUCUUCUGCAUAACUCUUAUGGAAACCACAUGCCUCUUCUGAUCUUCUGCCAUUCGCAAUGUCCAGAGGACCAUGAGCCCAUCCAGCUCCAUUCUACAGUAUGAGCCUCCGAACAAUAGGGGGCGCUGUGCUCAGCUCCCUGGGACCUAGUCUGGUAUCUCAAGCUGGAGGAUCCUGGAGCUCUCUAUCCCUUAGGCCCAUACCCUCCUUACUCCAGACCAUGGUACCUUCUGGUUACAGUGCUCUACAGGAGGAACGGCUGGCUAUGGUGGACCUCAGCACACCCAAGCCAGAGAACCUCAAGAACGGCUUCCAUCGUGAAACUCGUCGCCUCUCGGAACGCAGCGGCCGGGCAUCCAUCAGCCUAUCCGAUGCUGGAGAUGACCGCUAUGCUGAGACUGAACUCCUGCUGCCCGAUGGCAGGCUUUCAGGAGAAGAGGCAGAUGAGGAAGAGGAGAGUAAAGAGGAAGGGCAGCCAUUGCCCAUCAGGAACAUGCCCAAAGAGUCGCCCCUUGCCAUGGCUCUGCAGAUACUGUUGCCCUUCCUCCUAGCUGGGUUUGGAACGGUGUCGGCCGGAGUGGUACUGGAUAUAGUGCAGCAUUGGGAAGCAUUUAAGAACAUUACAGAGAUCUUCAUUCUGGUUCCUGCUCUCCUGGGCUUGAAAGGAAACUUGGAGAUGACUCUGGCAUCCAGACUUUCCACAGCGGUGAAUGUGGGGAAAAUGGACUCGCCUAUAGAGAAGUGGAAUCUCAUUAUUGGAAACUUGGCACUGAAACAAGUGCAGGCCACAGUUAUUGGGUUCCUGGCGGCUGUAGCAGCUGUCAUAUUUGGCUGGAUUCCUGAAGGAAAGUUCCAGUUCAGUCACGCAGCGCUGCUCUGUUCCAGUAGUGUAGCCACAGCCUUCAUAGCAUCUGUACUACAGGGUAUAAUAAUGGUGGGUGUGAUCGUGGGUUCCAAGAAGACUGGUAUCAACCCUGAUAACGUAGCCACACCCAUCGCUGCCAGCUUUGGUGACCUCAUCACACUGGCCAUUCUGGCAUGGAUAAGCCAGGGCCUCUACAACUGCCUGGACUCGCACCCAUACGUGUCAUCUCUGGUGUGUGCCGCCUUCAUGUGUCUGACUCCACUGUGGAUGGUCAUCUCUUCCAAACAUCCAGCCAGUCGACAGCUGCUUUACUCAGGCUGGGAGCCUGUUAUAACUGCCAUGUUCAUCAGCAGUAUCGGAGGACUCAUCCUGGACAAAACUGUGUCUGAUCCCAACCUAGCUGGGAUUGUGGUUUACACGCCUGUUAUAAAUGGUAUUGGGGGAAACCUGGUGGCCAUCCAGUCCAGUCGGAUCUCCACCCAUCUGCACUUUCACAGCGCCCCUGGAGAGGUUCCUGAUGAGUCCAAGGGCUGGUACUGUCCCUGCCGCACCUUCUGUGGCACAGGAGCCAAUCACAGGUCAGCACAGGUACUGCUGUUGUUGGUUAUUCCUGGUCAUCUGAUCUUCCUUUACACCAUUGACCUGAUGGAGAGGGGUCACACCACCCUGACGCCAGUCUUCAUGUCCGUGUAUUUGGCUGCUGCUCUUUUCCAAGUGUUCUUGUUGCUUUGCAUAGCAGACUGGAUGGUUCACUCCAUAUGGAAAAGUGGAAAGGAUCCGGAUAGUUUCUCCAUUCCGUAUCUAACAGCAUUGGGGGAUCUUUUUGGCACCGCCCUUCUGGCUCUCAGCUUCCACUUCCUGUGGGUCAUAGGGGACCAGGACAGUGAUGUGGGGGACUAAAGGUGUACUUCUCAUCUGACCUUUGACCCAUGGAUCAAUCUAUUCCAUUCCUGCUGGCCUCAACUCAGCAGAGACCUUUUAUGGCUGCUGUCAGACCAAAUGGAUGCUCUUUUUCUGCCCUGAUUGGGUGACUUCCUUAUAGUGUACCUCACAGCCGUGAGGGCAACAAAGCAAAUGUAGCAUUUUUAUGUCAGAUUUUGUGAUUCUUCAAGUGCCAGAUGAUUUAUAAGCAGCAUUGAGAGAUUCAGCACUUGGAUGCCAUAAAAAUAUUUUACGGUGUAUAGCUGUUGUAGAUUGACCAUCUCUAUCGGCUUAACAGGCUGAUUGUAUGUGCAACUGUUUGGGGGCUGUACGAAAAGCAUUGUAUUAUAAAUGCCCACUCCUUCCCAAACACAGUUCUCUAUAUCGAUACUAUAAUGUUAAUAUGGAAGAACCAAAAAUAUUCCCUUUAAAUAAAGCUAAGUAAGAUUGUCAUCAAAAUCCUCUUUAUUUUACCCAUAAGCUCUUUUGAGAUGGACAGUUUACACCAGUUAUCCAAUCAGAUCUCUUCAACAUACACUGUUAAAAGUAUAGUUGCACAAAUUUCACCCAGCCGGUGUCUGGUCAAUUUGCAAAGCCUCUGUAAUUCAGUCUGAAGAGUUUAAAAGUAGGACUUGUUAUUGCUUAAUGGCUUAACGAGUAUACAUGGAAACUACUUUGAGCUGCUUGUUCAGAGAGAAAUUUAUCGAUCUGACUCUUGAAUAAUGACCCAAAAUGGAGUUCUUUUUGUGUCACCAACAAUUUCUGUGUAUUUUAUGCUCUGAAAGCAACUCAAACUGAAAUUGGAUGAAUGUGCCACAGAACAGCUCAUUUAUAUUUCUUGUAUGUGUAAAAGUUUUUUGUAUGACCUAAGGUGCAAUCAAAAUGGAUUUCUACUGUCACCAAUGGAAGUUUCUUGGGUUAAUUUUGUGUCAUGCUUUUUUUGAUACUCAAAUUUCUUUUUAAUAAAGGAUUAUUAAAGGUUUA